UUAAUGGACUAUGAUUAUGAAAUAGUGUAUAAGAAAGGAAAGUUGAAUCAGAAUGCAGAUGCUCUAAGUCGUUUAAUUCAAGACAAUAAUAAUGAAAUCUCAUAUAAUGACUUCAUGAAUAAAUACGAAUCCAAAAGCAUACAGAGUUCUUCCAAUAUUCAAGAAAAGCUAGGCGAUCUUUUCGAAGCGCCACCUAAUCACUCUCUAGUACAUUGUGUAUCUCAGGAUUUUGAAAUGGGUAAAGGAAUAGCAUUAAUAUUCAAAACUAGAUUUGGACAAGUAGAUGAGUUGAAAUCUCAAAAUAAAACUGUAGGACAAGUGGCUUAUAUUAGUGAUCAAAACCGAAGAAUUUAUUACCUCAUAACCAAAGCUCUCUUUUUCCAAAAACGUACUUAUCAAACAGUUUUCAAAGCUCUAAUGAAUCUCAAAAUUUUAUGUCAACAAAAUAAUGAAUCACAUUUAGCUUUCCCUCGUAUCAGUUGUGGUUUAGACAAUCUUUAUUGGCCAAAAAUAUUUGAUAUGAUUAAAUACAUUUUUCACGAUUCGUCGAUCAGUAUAACGAUAUAUAAUUUACCUGAUGAACACAGUAAAAAUUUUGUUUAUUCUAUAGAUGACGAAGACCUUACGUUUGAAAACUUCAAAGGCUUUCAUCAAAGAGAAGUUAAAAUUCCUAAACCUAAGGUUGUUAAUACGCCAAUUUCCAAUAUAAAAACAUUUAUAAUUCCAAUGUCAUGCGACUACUCAAUUUCGAACAAAUUUCUUGAUUUUAUAAAAACUCAUUUUACAGAUCUUCCAGAAAAUCCUAAAGUUACUGAUAUAAUAGCAAAAAAGUUAACUCAUCAAUUUAUUUUUGUUCUCUUUCUGAAAGAAUAUAAUGAUCAAUCUGUAACAUACGAAGAUUUAUUCGCAACUUUCGUUAAUCUUAGACUAAUGCUCAAUUUUAACAACAUAAAAAAGUUCACGAUUCCAAAUAUAGCUCUUUUUAAAAAUAAUUCAAUAAUCCGAGAAGAUACCUUUUUCAGUCUCUUAUAUUUUCUGUUUCGUGACUUUGAAUAUGAAAUUUUAUGCGACGAACGAAUUAAUGUAAGUGAUGAAAACUUAAUAAAGGAAAUUUUGUUCGAAAAUCAUGAUUCACCAUUAGCUGGACACCAAGGAUUUGAACGCACAUACGAAAAAAUAAAGAAAUUCUAUUUUUUGGAUAAUAUGAAAGAUCCUAUUCGAAAGUAUAUAAGGAGAUGCAAAAUAUGUCAAAAAUCUAAAACUGAUUUCAAACAUAAUAAAAGUCCUAUGAUCAUUACAACUACCUCAACCAAACUCUGUUAACAAAUUGCC
Molecule: messenger RNA, 1332 nt
Organism: Coccinella septempunctata (seven-spotted ladybird)
Lineage: Eukaryota; Metazoa; Arthropoda; Insecta; Coleoptera; Coccinellidae
Exons: 2
Coding region: 4-1323 (439 amino acids)
Biological process (GO): peptidyl-glutamate ADP-deribosylation
Source: RefSeq, a predicted model, not a curated record